This is a messenger RNA of Sorghum bicolor (sorghum), 968 nucleotides long. Its product is annotated as protein transport protein Sec61 subunit alpha. The record is from RefSeq and is a predicted model, not a curated record. Gene Ontology annotation, molecular function: signal sequence receptor activity; transmembrane protein transporter activity; ribosome binding. Gene Ontology annotation, cellular component: Sec61 translocon complex; membrane. Gene Ontology annotation, biological process: SRP-dependent cotranslational protein targeting to membrane, translocation; post-translational protein targeting to membrane, translocation. The transcript has 5 exons. The coding region runs from base 1 to 855 and encodes 284 amino acids. Lineage: Eukaryota; Viridiplantae; Streptophyta; Magnoliopsida; Poales; Poaceae.
AUGCGACCUGAGAUCUUGGAAAAGGCGGAGAUCGGAGAUGUCGACCGGUGCACAGUCGCGGCGUCGGACGUCAACCCCGACCAGACCGCGGAGCAGGGGACGGCCGCUCCUGUUGCCGCUGAAGACGCCGCGCCACAGGGUCACAGAGCAACCUGCAGCGGCGGCGGGCGCCGAGGACCAAUCUGCCCCGGCGAGUGCUGCGACGAGCACUCAGCCGAGGGUGUUCCUGUGUUCGACAUGUGUUCUUUCUUGCAGGGCGCGAUGAAAACGAAUAAUAAUAUUUAUGAUACCACGACCACGCCCAUCUUCCCGAUCAAGCUUCUCUACACCUCGACCACGCCCAUCUUCCUGUACUCCGCCAUGGUAGUAUCGGUCCUCUACAUGGUGUCGCAGCUGCUCCACUACAGCCGCUUCGGCGGUGGCGUGCUCGGUCGUCUGCUCGGGGUCUGGAAGGAAGCCAGCUACGCCGCCGUCCCGGUCGGCGGCCUCGCCUAUUACGUCACGCCGCCGUCCAGUGUGGUCGCCGACCCGCUCCACGCGCUCAUCUACACCGUGCUGCUGCUCGCAUCGUGCGCGCUGCUGUCUCAGUUUUGGGUGAUCACUUCGGGGUCGUCGGCGAGGGACGUCGCGAGGCAGCUCGCGGACCAGCGCCUGGCCAUGCCUGGAAGGCGUGAUGGUGCUACCUACGAGCACCUCAAACGUCACAUCCCCACGGCGGCCGCUGUCGGAGGCCUCUGCGUCGGAGCGCUCUCCAUCUUCGCCGACAUGACCGGAGCCAUUGGCAGUGGCACUGGAAUUAUGCUCGCCGCCACUGUCGUCUAUAACCUCGUCAACUCCAUUCAGAAGGAGGAUUAAGCAUCGUGCUACACAAGAUAGGAAUUAGGAAGGAUACUGAAAUAAUCAUUGUAAUGCAAUUUGGCAAUUGGUUCUUUCUAUUUUCUUUGUAGUUUGUAGUUGUUGCCAAGUGU